GAGCAGCGCACAUUUAAGCGACUGCUGCACCUUAAAGGGUCUGGCGCGAGUCCGAAGACCUAAAAUUACGGAUUUCUCCCCGCCCCGAGCGAUGGCCGCCGAAGCCAAAUACAGCAUCGUGCGCGAAGUCGGCCGGGGGAGUUACGGGGUGGUUUACGAGGCGGUGGCCAGCCAAACGAGAAGCAAAGUGGCGGUGAAAAGGAUGCACUGCAACGUGCCCGAAAACGUGGAGCUGGCUCUGCAGGAGUUCUGGGCCCUGCAAAACGUCCAGAAGCGGCACGAGAACGUGAUCCAGCUGGAGGAGUGCGUCUUGCAGAGCGGGCAGGUCUUCCAGCCCAUCAGCCGCCACUACCGCAAGUCGGACCACCACCUGCUGCUCAUCGAGACCUGCCUGAAGGGGCGGCGGUGCAUGGACCCGCGGGCGGCGUGCUUCCUCUGGUUCGUGAUGGAGUUCUGCGACGGCGGGAACAUGAACGAGUACCUGCUGUCGCGCGGCCCCGACGCGCAGCUCAACAACAGCUUCAUGCAGCAGCUGAGCGGCGCCGUGGCCUUCCUGCACAGGAACCAGAUCGUGCACCGAGACUUGAAGUCCGACAACAUCCUCAUCUCCCACAGCCCCGGCGGCCCCGUGGUGAAGGUAGCAGACUUUGGCCUGAGUAAGGUGUGCCAGGGAAAAGUGAAUGUGAACCAGCAUCGCUUCUCCUCAGCCUGCGGGUCAAACUUCUACAUGGCACCAGAGGUGUGGGAAGGUCACUAUACUGCCAAGGCUGAUAUCUUUGCCCUCGGGAUCAUUUUCUGGGCUAUGGUGGAGAGGAUCACCUUCAGGGAUGGGGACACUCAGAAGGAAUUGCUUGGAACCUACAUCUGCCAAGGCAAGGAGCUUAUUCCAGUUGGAGAAGCACUGCUGGAGAAUCCCAGUAUGAAACUGCAAAUCCCUCUGAAGAACAAGAAGUCUAUACCUGAUGACCUCUGCAGACUCCUUCACGAUAUGUUGGCCUUUAACCCAAAGGAAAGAUUGGAUGCCUUCCAACUUGAAGUCCGAAUCAGGCGAAUCUCCUAUGGGAAAAAGCGCCAACGCUCUGGCUCUUAGCAACAACGGAUAAUCAGGUCCUGUGUUUGCUGGUCAGGAUGCCUGCCUGCUAGCUGGUGCGUAGACAUUCUCGCUGAAUGAUCAGCUGGACCCCAAGGGACACUAGCUAGAACACAUCUUGACUACUUCCCAUUUCCCCAGAGGCUGUAUGUAAAGGAGUAAUAACUUUAUUUAUUUGUAUAGUAAUUUUAACAAGAGACCUCAAAAUCUAUUGUUCUGUAAAACCUUUGUUUUUAUAUUUGUAUCCUUUCGGUAGCAUAGGUGCAAACUUGGCUGACAUGGUCUAAAGCAGGGGUGUCAAAGCCAUGUGGCCCCAUGGGCCAGAUCUGGACUGUGGGGCUUCUCAUGGGCUGGGUGACCAUCAGGCAGUUGCGACAGCAACAACACUAAUCCCUGUGGCUGCUGGAGCUGCUGUAUUAGCACACCUCCAGAACCAAGAAUGCCACUUGCUCCCCUUCUUUCUUGCUACUGAUUUGCAAACAGUGACUAAAUCCCUCGAAUCUGGUGGUGGGUAAAUGGGGGUGGGGCACAAGCAGUAGCAGCGUUAAUUGUCUGGGUUCCAGAGUCAUGCUGGUGCUGCUGCAGAGUCCGGCAGCUGCAGCAGAAAACCAUAUGGGCUGAGUCUGGCCCAUGGAGGCAAGUGGUCCAGUCCACAAAAAACUCUGCAGGUCAGAUGACCCCCGCUCCACAGGCUCCAUCUGCUCUGUGGGCAGUUUGACACGGUCUAGCGGGCAUAAGGACCGAGAGAGUCUGAGCACUGGUGCUCUAUAGGGGAAUUUCCAGGUGUGUCUUUUCCUGGCCAGUCCUCUUCCACCGUUUCUCUGCAGCUGUGAAUACACUUACAGAAAAACCUAGGAAGCAAGGCCUGCUCUGCCCCUUCAGUUGUUGACUGGCAAGGAUGUUCAUGAUCAGUGUGGCCAGCAUUUCCAACCCUGUUGGGCUUUAUCUGGACCUUGGCCCAGAGACUGGAAAUUGCCAUUACAGUGGUUUAAUUAGAACUUUCUGUAUCACUCGUUUACUCCAUGCCAUGCUGCUUGGUGGCGGCUGACUGCUCUGGCCGAGGGUAAAGUCUUACACCGGUUGGACAGAGCACUAGCAUGGCAGCUUGUGAGUACUCUCCCUUAGAUUAACUGAAGUGCUUGCUGAAAAUAAAUACAAAGACUGGCUAAGGAGUCAAAUCAUUAUUAAAAUGCAUGCGUCACUAACACUUAAACUAAGGAAUGAAGCUCCCUGCUAUGCUAGCUGUUUGUGCCAGCUGUUCUUGCAGGGAGAACCAAACAGACUGAGCUGGAACCUUGGCAGGUAAACAGGAAACUCUCAUUUUCAACUUGGCUGAAAAUAUUCGAAUGCUUCACUGUGCAUGAAGAGGGAUUGAGCUCUUUAAAAUGUCGUUUUAAAAACGUCUUUUGUAGUUCCAGGAUAAGGCCAGGUUUCCCCUGCCCUUCUCUUCCCACCCAUAGGAAACUGUUAUGGGUGUGCACAUGGAGAGAAAAUGGGUCACUGGUGUAACAGCCCUACAACAGCACUGUUUGAAGGGAGCCCAGCAUACAGCAUUCGUGGUGCAGACUGACUCGCGAUAGAUCUCUGGGCCAUUCUCCUGUUCUGGAUGUACCAGAUGUCAUUAGCAAAUUGACUUCCAUUCCCUACCCUCUCAUUGGGGCAGAGCUGUGAUUGCAGUGCACGUCUGAAAACUCCUUAGAAUUUCCCCUGGAAUUGAAUCCAUGCUACUGGCUAGUUUGAGCAGGGUCCUAGUGGCCUUCAUUGGGUAAGAUGGAACACCCUCUUCUUAAUGAGGUCUCCUAAGAUGCAGUGCUUCAUGUAUAUGCACACACAGCAUUUUUUAAAUUGAAAAUACCUGAACUGUAGCUCUAAUCAUCAAAUGGCAAAAAGACCAUCCAGUACCGAUGACUAUGGCCAUGGGCAGAACUGCUGGUGGAGGGCACCCAAAGAAGACUAAACUAUGUAGCUUUCUCUCCGUGCAGCCCUGAGCAGGGAGGCUAGUUAUGGCAAGGAAAGGAGCUGGUUCUCCACUGCCCAUUCCCUUUCUGACACCUGGUCUGAUUGAUACGCUUGGAGGCAGGCUCAAGACGAUGAGAAGAGGAGUCUGAACCUCAUUCCUAUCCGCUCCUCCACAUGACCCUGUCAUGGAGAAGGUUUUAAUUUUGGUGCUUUAUUGAGGGUUCCCCUUUGGGUUGCUCUUCUCAUAUGCUUAAGCCUCGCUUUAUUUUGCCAGUGGUGUAGCUGAGGGUUAUUAAUUAUGAUUUCUCAAGUUAGCCGGAUCAUACCUCAUGACCUUUCGAAGGCAGUUGGCGCCAACUGAGUUCUCUAGCCAGCUUUAGGCUGCAAAAUUGUUCUCCCUGCUUUGAGGGAAUUAUGACUUUUUUACAAUUUGCACGUAAAAAACUAUUGUAGUUGAGGAAGGGGCGGACUUUGGAACAUGGAGCGUAAGUCUAGGCUGUGCAGCAAAACCACCAGAGGGACUGUAGACAUUUGAGUGGUGUGAUAUCAGCUAUUCACUGUAGCUCUUGUUUGGUCCUAGUGCCAUGAAUAUCCCCCAGAGCCUCCACGCUAAUCAGACCUGUUUGUAUGUAUGCAUUUGUCACAUGUGUGUUAUGAAUUUAAUAAAGAAUUGUUGCUGCCUUUUCC
Molecule: messenger RNA, 3736 nt
Organism: Alligator sinensis (Chinese alligator)
Lineage: Eukaryota; Metazoa; Chordata; Crocodylia; Alligatoridae
Product: serine/threonine-protein kinase PDIK1L-like
Exons: 5
Coding region: 92-1090 (332 amino acids)
Biological process (GO): protein autophosphorylation; autophagosome organization; axon extension
Cellular component (GO): cytoplasm; autophagosome
Molecular function (GO): ATP binding; protein serine/threonine kinase activity
Source: RefSeq, a predicted model, not a curated record